AUGUCUACUAUGAAACGGGGGGGGCUUGCACCAGGUGCUCUUGGCUCAUGGGAACCAACCAAUACUAUCAAGUCCACCUUGAGCAUGAUAGUCAAGCUGCUUCAGCAACCUGACUCAAAUUUCCCUGUCAAUGAAGAAGCAAACUCGCUGUUUUUGAGGAAUAAUCCUGUGUUCAGAGAAAGGGCUCAGGAGUGGGCCGUAAAGUACGCAGGUGCCCCAGCUGCGGAAACGGACAGUGCUCGUUACGGAGGGUACAAUCGGAAUUUGAUCGAGCCGUUCAUUGAGAUGGGAUACUCUAAAGACGCAGUUCUCGAGGCAUUCCAGUACGUUGGAAUCGAUCGCAAUAAUGGCAAAGACUAUACUCUGGAGGAAGCUUAUCUAGGCGAUGUUAUGUUAAGGCUAUCCGACGCUCUAUAG
Molecule: messenger RNA, 417 nt
Organism: Fusarium tjaetaba
Lineage: Eukaryota; Fungi; Ascomycota; Sordariomycetes; Hypocreales; Nectriaceae
Product: ubiquitin-conjugating enzyme
Exons: 3
Coding region: 1-417 (138 amino acids)
Molecular function (GO): protein binding
Source: RefSeq, a predicted model, not a curated record